GUCCUUCUUUGCCCUUUCCUGGCCCAAAGAUUGAAUCCUCUUGACUGACAAUGGAGGCUGCUAUCGGUGUGCUGGUGUCCCAGUUCAAGGCCUACGCUGGCAGCGAUGGUUCCUCUGACACACUCAGCAGAGAAGAGUUCCACAAACUGGUCACAUCACAGCUCCCUAACUUUGUCAAGAAUGCUGCCGACCCCGCCGCCGUUGACCAGCUCAUGACCUCAUUGGACAAGGACAGUGAUGGAGAGCUCAACUUCAUGGAGUUCUGGCAGCUGAUUGGGACUCUUGCAAGCAAGCGUGGGGGGUUCAGCCAAUAGCGUGCUGUCCUCGGAUCCAGUUAGAUCUGUUACAGUUUCGUGCAUGUAACUGUCUUGUCCGUUUGCCAAACCUUUUGUAAAAAAGAAAAA
Pungitius pungitius (ninespine stickleback) is the source of this 404-nucleotide messenger RNA. RefSeq names its product protein S100-A11-like. The transcript has 2 exons. Lineage: Eukaryota; Metazoa; Chordata; Actinopteri; Perciformes; Gasterosteidae. Gene Ontology annotation, molecular function: calcium-dependent protein binding; calcium ion binding; transition metal ion binding. The record is from RefSeq and is a predicted model, not a curated record. Gene Ontology annotation, cellular component: perinuclear region of cytoplasm. Bases 51 to 314 code for a protein of 87 amino acids.